AAUGAAGAAAAAACAGAAAAGUUCCUCCAGGAACGAAAUAGUUCGUAAUAUUUAUUUCUCUGUGAUAAUCUGAAAGACGUUUUGAUUUUCGCCUGAAAGAAAGCGCCAAGCAUCGCCAUGGCUACAGACAUCGGCACCUUGGAGAAGAGGUUCUUUGAUGCUUGCAAGAGGCAGGGAAUUAUACCAAAUAAGGCAAUCGUGGCAGCACUGUUCAAGGCUAAGAUCAAGAAAGCCCGACAUGAGAUAUCUACCCUCAUGGUUUCAAUGGAUGAUUUGAAAGAUGUUGAUCUCUACCCACUUCUUGAUCUGUUGAAGGAAAUUGAUUCUUCCGAGAUUGAUGCAGUCGACAUAGUAAAUAGAUCUUCAUGUGUACUCAGUGGAGAGCAUGUUUCAGCAGUGCUGCGUGCUGUCAACAAAAAGCUUCGAGUAGUUGAUAUCUGUGACAUCUCAUUUGGGAAGGAUUUCUUGCUGGAUCUUGCUCAACAAGGCUUAGCAUGUGAAGUCCUAAAUCUAAGGUCAUCCCAUUUCCGAAAGCUCAGUAUGGUUGGCAAAUAUGUGCGCAUGCAUACACUUAACCUGGAUUUCAGUGCUUCACUCACUAGUUUUCGGGAGGAUUGUUUUUCCUGCAUGCCAAAUUUAAGAUUCCUUUCAUUAUGUGAAACAAGAAUCACAAACCUGUGGACAACUAGUGCAGCAUUAUCCAAGCUUCCUUCGCUGGUUGAACUUAGAUUUCAAAAUUGCUUAUAUUGUACUGAAGUGGGCUAUUCCUCUGCAUCAUCUGGAAAUAAAGCCAGUGAAGGCAUUGGUUCAGGUUGUUCGGACCUUGGCCUUUACAUAGAAUUACCUUCUCCCAGUGAUGAAAUUUUUCCACAUUUGCAGCUAAAUAUAGAUGAUGAGGAUAUGAAUGAUUAUGAUAUAGUACAGGAUGUUAGAAGCACAAAUGAGGAUUCUUCAGAUGACAGUGAAGUUGACUUCUCGAGUCACCAUCAGGAUUUUGGUUCAACCGAACUCUUGCCUGAUAUACCUCUUGGUUGGCAUGAGCUGGCUGAUUUACAGAAUGAGAUAUCUUUUGGAGCACUGGACAUGCAAGACGAAGACUCAUUCUAUUCCGAAUCGACCCACUUGUGUACUGUGGCUUCUGUUGCCCCAAGAAAAUACAUUUCGCGUCAUCCGUCUCCGAUAUGUUAUGAGAAACAUUAUAGAGAUUACAUGAUUGCUUCACUACCGAGCCUUAAAGUUCUUGAUAACUUGCCAAUUGGAAAGGUUGUCAGCGAAAGAGCCAGUGAUACCUUCAGGCGUCAUUUUGAAUACCUUCCAUACAACAGGAAUGAUAAAGAGAGUGUGGUUAGUAUAUUGCAGAAACGUGAGACCAGAGCAAACCUCCCCUGUAGUCGUGCAUCAAGGAAAAACUUUUCUUCUUUACCAAGAAAAUCUCAGUACUUCUAUUCCAGGUCAUUGUCUGCUGCCAAAAUGGGAUGUUCUGCAUGGCCUAAAUUACACCCUCUUCCUAUUACGGGUACUGCACUGAGAGAUGAAAAAAGAAACUUUCGUCCAAGACAGUUUGAGUACCAUCCAUCAGACUCAAGCCUCAUGGUUUUUGGGACAUUGGAUGGUGAAGUUGUUGUUAUAAACCAUGAGAGUGGGCAAAUUGUUAGUUAUAUUCCAUCACUUGGAGCUAUGAAUAGCAUCCUGGGAUUAUGCUGGCUGAGAAAGUAUCCAUCUAAGCUCAUUGCUGGUUCUGACAAUGGAUCGCUUAGAUUGUACGACAUACAACAUAUACCUACAACAAAUAGAAGACUGUAUCACAGUUUUGGUUCUGUCACCUUUGAUGAGUUUGACCAGUUGACAUCUGUUCAUGUCAACUCAACAGAUGAACUAUUUCUUGCAAGUGGAUACUCAAAAAAUGUUGCUUUAUAUGAUAUUAACAGUGGGAGACGUUUGCAAGUUUUUGCUGAUAUGCAUCGAGAGCAUAUCAAUGUAGUCAAGUUUUCAAACCACUCCCCAUCUCUUUUUGCCACUUCAUCUUUUGAUCAGGACGUUAAGAUGUGGGAUAUAAGACAAAAGCCAAACCAACCUUGUUAUACUGCUUCAAGCUGCCGAGGGAAUGUGAUGGUCUGCUUUUCCCCAGAUGAUCAUUAUCUUCUUGUUUCAGCUGUUGAUAAUGAGGUAAAACAGCUACUUGCUGUUGAUGGAAGGCUUCAUCUGGAUUUUGGUAUAGCUUCUACUGGAAGUUCCCAGAACUAUACCCGCUCUUACUACAUGAGUGGAAGAGAUUAUGUAAUAAGUGGAAGUUGUGAUGAGCAUGUGGUCCGCAUUUGUUGUGCUAAUACGGGGAGGCGACUCCGGGAUGUAUCAUUGGAGGGUAAAGGUGCAGGGGCAUCAAUGUUUGUUCAAUCUUUGAGAGGUGAUCCUUUCAGGGAUUUUCACAUGAGUAUCUUGGCAGCUUAUAUACGUCCAAGCUCAAAUUCAGAGAUUGUAAAGGUCAAUCUUCUGGCGUCCAAUGACCAUGGUAAAUCACAUUGUUACACACAACAAACUCACUCGGUUACUGGCAUGGGAGGUUGAGUGUAUACUAGAUUGUACAUUCUGUAUGUAUAUAUAUAUAUAUAUGAUAUGUUGAUGUAUAUGUAUAUAUUGUUUUCUCCAAUACAAGCCUAAGGUUAUUGUUUGUAAGUUUAAUUUUAAGCUCUAUGCUUUAGCAUGUUCAUUCCUGAACUUUUAUGCCUUCUUGAGUUUGGAAUUUCGGCUUUGGACAGCAUUCUCUCUUGUUGGCCUGGUUUGAUGUUUUCAUAUUUGCACAUAAUGAUGACUCCACCAAUGUGAGGGUUCAUUCUCUGCAUUACAGAUUAUAUUAUAAUGUAUAUAUGCUGUGGAUUUCCAGAUAACUGAUCA
Molecule: messenger RNA, 2892 nt
Organism: Sesamum indicum (sesame)
Lineage: Eukaryota; Viridiplantae; Streptophyta; Magnoliopsida; Lamiales; Pedaliaceae
Product: transducin family protein / WD-40 repeat family protein
Biological process (GO): cellular response to UV-B
Cellular component (GO): Cul4-RING E3 ubiquitin ligase complex
Molecular function (GO): protein binding
Source: RefSeq, a predicted model, not a curated record